AUGGAUUAUCCUGUGGAUAUAUCAAGUAUUAAGCAGGAGGAGGAUACGCCGAUGGAUUACCUUGAGCUCGAACUCGAAAUCGUGCCACGACCAAUUUUACCAAUAGGACAGACAAUGAUCGACGAUGAUAUUGAUUUGCCUUCCAGCCUGGAUGACAGAAAUUGCAUGCUGCUCGACAUUUCGUCGCCACGAGAAAAUUUGCCGAUGGAACGACUGACCAUGAUUGACGAUGAAAACUAUUCCAACCGUAAUUUAAAUGAGGCCAAUGCGCCGGUGCCUCGACAAACUUUGGCAAUGAGACGACUGACCAUGAUUGACGACGAAAACUAUUCUAACCAUAAUUUGGAUGAGAACAAUACGCCGAUUCCACGAGAAACUUUAAUCAUAAGACAACUGGCGAUGAUUGACGAUGAAAAUCAUUCCAACCGUAAUUUGGAUGAGGCCAAUACGCCGAUGCCACGUGAAGCUUUACCAAUGAGACGACUGGCAAUGUUUGACGAUCACAAUUAUUCAAAUCCUAAUAUAGAGAACGAUGCGCUGAUGGAUCAUGUUCUCUUACCACGAGUUCUACCACAGAAAACUCCUGAAAAUUUGCUCAGUACAGAAUUGAAAAUAAUAAGUGAAAUGAUAAGAAUUGCUGACAACUGGGCUACGAAAUGGUUACCGCAAAAAACGGCAGAACUAUUACAGAUGUUGCAGAGUUUCCACAUUGAAUGCACACCACACAUCGUUUGGGAGAGCAUCAACAAUUUGCACUCAGGUGAUAAUUUCGCCAUGUUCGUACGAACUCAAUUAUGUGGCAUUAUGAUUCAUGUACCGCCGGACGAAAGUUCAGACGACGUAAUUGUGGCUACAUUCCCGGGAAGUUUGGAUUCAACCGAAAUUUACAGUCGAGACAGUGGCAUACAGUUCAACUACCCGGAGAAAGCCAUCAAAGUGAAAUGCUCGCAAAUGCUAUUAUCACAUGAAUUCUCCAAUCAAUUGUGUGUUUUGAGUGAUAGUUUGCCGGUUGGAUACAAGCACCUAGACUGCGUGUCAAAAUGGCUACUAACACUUUUGAUGGAUGAAAACUCAACCGAAGCAGAAUUUCCGGCCAUUACAAAGAAGGUUCGAGACGAAGUUUGGGGCAGCGGUGAAAACUUUUUUCGGCGCUCAAGUUUCUACAUAAGCAUCAAGGCGAUGAUUCAGCAUUAUCUCACGUUAAAACUGGGCGCCGAUGCCGGUAAAUUACUUUACAAAAUUUUCAUGUUGAAAUUUCUGGUUGUCACAUAUGCUCCAUAUCAGGAAGGCGAUAGAUUCAAUAUUGAUUUGCUGUCUCAGGCGAUAGCCAAAUUGGCGCGACGCAUCGAAAAGCUGUCUGAUAUGACGGUUGCAGAUGACAUGAUCGAUUUGUAUGAAGCCACCGUUGACGAGGCGAAAAAAACGAUUGAAACAAUUCGUGAAAAAAUCACCGAUCAAAUCAAUGAAAUGCACAUAAUCGAUAUAAAUGCUGCGCGAUUGCAUCCGUUGACUGGAUUGAAUUUCGAGUCAGAUAUUUGCUAUAAAAUGACCAAGUUGGACGACUAUUUGAACAAUAGAGAAACAGAUGCACCACAAACAGAUAAUGGUUUCAAAACUCCAAUUUUUACAACAUAUAAGCGCUACUUCCAAACAGGAAUUCCGGCUUUUAAUUGCUUGCGCAAAGUGACCGGAGAGAUCGAUCACCGCAUUUUUUGGAUCGAUUUUGAGCAAAUCAUUCUGUACGAAAUGGAAAUACGAAACAAACGUUUGAGCGCUGUUGACUUACGUAAGUGGUCGAUUGCUUAUGCGAAGUUUGCUGCAACUAAGUACGAAAAGGAUCCAUUGUUGAUCAGCCGAAUGCUUUUGGUUCGCUUAAAAAUCAUUGCAAUUUUGGAUGCAAUGGCAACUGAAAAGUAUCCGCUCCUCAAGGAACAUCGAAGUGGAGUUAAAACAAAAAUAAUCGACUAUUUGUUGCUACCACAAAGCACUGAUAUGCACAUUGCUUUUGAAAUAGAGAAGUAUUUCAGCGAUCGCGAUGAAAAAGCUAUCGGUCCAAGUUUGAUUGAACAAGAAACUGUUGAUGAAAGUUCAUUUUCGGCAAAAUUUGUUAAAGGUAAUUGGCGUAUGAAACGAAUUUGCCAAGAAAUUUGGGCCAAAGAUAAGGAGAACGUGGAACGUACAAAAGCCGAAUGGAAUAAAAAGCGUAAAGAAGCGAACAAACUGAGAAGCCAAGCCAAUAACAUGGUCUGCAAGUACAUUUCGGGCCAAAAUAAUCGGAAAUUACAUUCUCCCGCAUGUGAGAACUGUGCAUUGAAACGACGAGCCGCUGAUGUGACCAUCGAGCCAUACGAACAUCUUUUGCCCAAAAAUAAAACGAAUCAAUUUGCGAUCGUAUUUGAGCUUGAAAUCCCUGAUGAGAUCGCAUGCCUAAGAGAUUUACUGUAUGUUUUUGCCGAAUUUUGCCAUGGAGAGCCCAAGACAAUGAAAAUCAAAGAAUUGCUGAGUAACAAAAAACUUGCACAAUACAAUAAUUCAGCCAGCCAAUGCGUCAAGCUUGGAAGCACAAAGAACCGAAAGAUGAAAAAAUUCAGUGUGGAAAAAUGUACCUUGAAAAACAUUAUCGUUCACAACACAUUCAAUUGUAUUUUCUAUGGCACAAAAAAGCGAGCGCUUUCAUUCCCAACAGACGAUUUAUUUAAAGACAUUUGCACAUUAAAAGCGCAACAUGAAUAUAUUGGCCUACAAUGGGCCUUGCAUGGCACUCAGCACACCGAAAAUGAAGUUUUAUCGAGUCAAUCCGAAUGCGGAACUGAUUUGACACUGUCCGAGUACAAGAACUUUUGUUCGCUUCGCUCCGAUGGCCAUCGAUUACAAAUUCGCAAGUUGUACGCGAUGAUCGAAACUGAAGCACUUUCGUUUGAAAGAGAGGACGUUUUAGCAUUGGUGAUGCAGACACUGUGGGAAUGUGAAGUGAGUGGUGACGGUGAUUUUGUUCGAGAGGCUCACAUUGAUUUUCGUGAUGAUAAAUUCUGCGGCGCAAUAAUUGAACUGUUGGGAAAAUUUGUCGAGCAACAAAAAAACAAUUGGACGCACCCAUUUAAAAUUUUGAUCGUGGCAUUAAUUGCCGUUCGUGCUUUUGAAAUCAAUGAAACCAACGCGUUGGCCAAUAAAAUUGUAAAGAUUUUAUGUCGUAUUCGCAGCAUUGCUUUGGAAUGGAUUGACAAAAUCGGAACUUGCAUACAGGAUAUGACCAAUCCUGAUGAAACCACCGAACGAAGCUUACGUUUGAAGUUAAUUUACGUGGCAAUCAUUGGUGGUCUAACGUUUUUUGUUCAUCCAAAGCACAAAAACUUCCAAAAUAUUUUCCCAAACAAUACGGCGAGCAGAACGGCAGUGGAAUCAUGGUUACAAUUCAAUAUCAGCUUGAACAACAAUGUUCGCCUAUACACAAACGAUGAAGGGCGAUUGUCAUCGAAUUUGCGCAUGUUUCUCAGGCUGAUUGAACGUGUGGGCGUAUCUUUGGAAGAAAAAGUUUCAGAGGUGAUUGAACGAGAUCGAAAAUUUAUAUUUGCAUUGAUUAAACAGCAAUGGCCGCGUGCUAAGAGUGCGAAUUUCGUCGAAAUUGAUUUUGAUCAAAGAUUUCCGCACAUUUUGAUUGCACAGACAAAUGUGGGGUCAACGUCUCAUACUGUAUCAAUCGACAUAAUCACUGGUGCAUUUUUGGUCGAUCAUUUACCGCUAUCACGUCUACCUGGCAAAGUUAUGGACAGCAAUAUAUAUAAGAGGUUCUUUGAAGACGUUGUACUUGAAGUUCAACCAGAUGCGCAGCGUAAUUUUUCCACACUUCUGAAGUACAACGAUUGCAGCUAUGAAUUCAAAAUGGUCAACGACCACGUCAUUGUCAUCGAGAAGAAGGUUAGAGAAUUCGAAAAAGAGCUCAUUGAUCAAAGUGUAUUUCAUGAUGACUUUCCACACAAUCUCGUAAACGAUUAUAAUCACUGGUGGAAUAAAUAUGACAACUGCAUCGAAUUUCGGAGAAGAACAUUCGGGAAGAAGCAUUUUUCAAAAGAAACCACCAUUGACUAUCGAUUGAACCUCAAUAAUAAACAUCUGAUUCAUGAACAAACGCAGCGACCAAUGCUCGACAUCAAAUCAGACAGCUACAAGAAAAUUACCGACCAACUCUAUCGCUUGGAACAUCCGAAAUACAUUCAUGUGCUAUAUGACGUUGAAACUGAAGAGACCAAAGUAGUAUUGUGGCGCAUGAACUUAAAGUUCACAGUCAAAUGCUUGGACAAUGAAUACUAUUUGGUGUCAAACGAAUUCAAUGAAAUGCGUGUGAUUCACGACCAGAAAAUCGCCACUUUAUGCGGACUUAAUCAUGGCCUAGUCUUGGAGAGCGAAAAAAAGGAAACAAAAUUUAUACUCAUCCCAAACGGACAGAUUCGAAUCAAUAACCAAGACGUAUUUCCAUCGGUGUCGAUUAACACGAUGGAUGAAUUGCAAAAUCCGCCAUUUUACAAAUAUCAAGUGGAUAAAUUUUGUUGUCAAUUAAAAUCAACCAACGACACUCAUGCAUCCUGGUUCUAUCUGGCCUAUUUACAUGCAGUCACAUCUCAUGGUGAGGUUGAGCCAUUCACCAAAAUGACAGGCACCGAACGUGCCAUACAAAUCCUGCAGUCAGCUUUCGCUUGGUCUUCGGCACCUUAUGAGCCUGAAGCGAUUAAAAUGUUGAAAAAAAUUGCCAAUCUAACACCGCACCGAGAACUCAAAGAAGAUACACACAUCCAGUCUGUUACGUGGCCCACAAAUGUUCUCCCACAUUCAGCACAGGACUGUUUUGUUUUUAUCGCAAACAAAUUAGUGGAGGAUAGUCAACGAUUGUGUAGCCUUCAUGGCAAAAAACCAGACAAUAAAUUAAUUGAACUCAAAACAAACUUAAAACUAAAUGAGCGCGAUCAUAGACGUUGCCAGCAACUGAAUCCAAAUCUAGGUCUUUCAAAUACGUUCAUGGGACGAAAAAUGAUGGAAACCUUACCAACACGCCAAAAUCGAGUUCAUUUUUCGGAUGAUACGAGAACAGUGUGCAUUUUGCACCACAUGCGGCAAUUUAUGGUACCAUCAAAUUUCCGAUUGAAACCGUUUUUAACUGGUGAUGCAGAAAAGACGCUGGAUGGACUUGGUAAUAGCGAUCGCAUAAAAGAUAUUUUGAAUCAUAGUGUCCACGUGGAAUUGCGUGAUUUAUGGAUUUCGCUAUACGAUGCGGCUAUUGAAGAGAAACUUACUCCUGAACAAUUCACAAUCAUACUCAGCUUCUAUGCUAACAAUGCUAAAGAGGACAUCAAUGCGAUUUUAGCACUGCAAGCAGUUGCCGCAAAUUUGGAUGCAUUCAAGGACAUAAAACCACCGAAAAAAAAUACUUUUCCCAUUUUCGCUGGAACUUUUAACACUGAAGAGGUGUCUGGUCUUCUGAAGCAAUACUAUACACAACCGUCGCAAUACAGUGAAUGGCCAAUGAAAGAACAAGGCAUCCACAAAGUGCAACUUACUUCGAUUAUGGACGAUAUAAGGGCAGAAAUCAUUAGUAAAUGGCCCUGUACUUCAUUCGAUUUCACCCAUAGAUGGCCAUUCGAAUACAUUGACUUUGAUGCAGCAAAUGCUGCCAUAAAUGAACGACUCAAAAAUUGGUAUGCGAAUGAUGAACUCUACAAUUUCAUCAAAGAAGUACAAAGUAGAAUUCGAACAUUGAAUGGUAUUGGUUCAGUCCAAGUGCAUCCGUGUCUUGCGCCAACGUCAACACCAGAAACACGGUGCCAAACUUUAAUCGAUUUUAAAGCCAAAAUGCGCAAAGCAUUCGAACAAAGCUCGGAAGAAGAAAAACAACAGAUCGAAGAGGCUAAAAAUACAUGGCAGGGCAAAGCUUUUUCACUUUAUUCAGCACUCGAUUGGUGGACAAUUUACACAAACAUUUUUGAAAAUUCAAUUGAAACGAGCCAUUUGGUUCAAGCCGGAAUUUUUCCCAGGAUGGCACCAAGUUUGCUUUUGCCAAAAUUAACAGAUUCAAAUGUUGACGAUGACCAAAGAUUUUUGAUUGGUGCUUUUGGUUUAGCUAUUGCUCGUGAGCAACGUGAAAACCGAAUGGAUGCAUACUUAAAACGGCCAGAGAGUCAAGCUGCCUUGGAUAGAGAAAUGGAUAACAUACCAUACGAGAAUUGGUCACCCCAUGAAUAUCCCGAGUGGCUGUUAUUUGAAAUUGAACAGAAUCUAACAAUUCGUCGCAUUCAAAUCGAAAUCGCCAAGCGAAUGAUUGAUCCACCCAAAAUUGAGACCAAACAUUCCGUAAUGCAAUUGAAUAUGGGUGAAGGCAAAACAAAGGUGAUUGUACCAAUUUUAGCCGCUAGAUUGGCCGAUGGAACACUGGUCUGCCAAAUUAUUGUGUUGAAGUCACUUUUUGCAACAAAUCUCAAAUCAUUGCGCCAAUAUUUGGGAGGAUUUCUCAAUCGAAGAGUCUACAUUUUCCCAUGCCGACGAGAUAUGCCAAUCGAAAGUAAUGCACGCAAAAUUUUGGAUAUUUAUGAAGAAUGCAAACGGGAAAAAGGUGUCAUUCUUACGCUGCCAGAGUAUCGGUUAUCGUUUCAGCUUAAAAUCUAUCAAUCGAUUGCAUCGCAACUAAAAUCCAAUGAGAAUCGAGACUACACAAAAGCCAAAAUUUUGCUGGAUAUGCUUAAAUGGACAAAUACGAAUGUUCGAAGCAUUUUGGAUGAAUCCGAUGCCAUUUUGAAUGCAAAGUAUCAACUUAUUUACACAGUGGGUAGUUAUAUGCAGCCGGAUGGUGAUUCUCAUCGAUGGCUAGUUACACAAGCGGUGCUAAAACUCGUUCCAAUCCACAUGCAUUGGCUCUACCUUAAAUAUGGAAAAGAGAAAGUCGAGUUUGGACAAAAUUGCGGCGCCGAAUGUCGGCCAGAUGAAUUCAUACAUUGCCGCAUUCUCGAUGAAACCAUCUUUGAAGAUUUGAAAAAUGCACUUAUCGACGAUUUCUUUGCCGGACGGUUAGAUAUUGAUUUCCCGGGAGUUGAUGACACGAAGAAACCGAGCGUAAAACAUUUAUUGGGCAGUGAAGAAAAUAAAGGUCAAUUUGACGACAAAAGUGCAAAGAAAGCGAUCGAAAAGUUUUCAAAGGACAAACAGAACAUUAUUUGGAUUUUAAGUGGUCUAUUGCGAUUUGAAGUACUAAAGUUAGCUUUGACAAAACGGUGGCGAGUUAACUACGGCGUAGAUGUCAAAGGAAAACGUAAAAUGGCCGUACCCUUCAAAGCAAAAGAUGUCGCAGCAGAAAUGGCCGAAUUUGGACAUCCAGAUGUUGCCGUAUGUUUCACACAGAUGAGCUAUUACUACUCAGGAUUAUCGGAUGCUGAAUUGUUCCAGGUGUUCAACAUUUUGGAAGACUCAUCGGAUAAAGCGAACAUUUAUGCCAAAUGGAUCAGUGGCAUUCCGAAUGACCAGGUUGAUGCAUCAAUUGAAUCGUAUAGUGGUAUAAAUUUAGACGAUCCCGAUCAACGUAACGACGUUCUUUUUCCUUUGUUUCGGCGAAAUAUGAAUGUUAUCGAUUUUUGGCUGUCCAACGUUGUGUAUCCACAAGAAUUGAAAAUCUUUAAGAAAAAGCUCAUGUGCACGGCCUGGGAUCUUUGCAGUGAACAUCUCGAACACCGAGUCACCGGAUUCAGUGGUACAAACGAUACCAAAGACAUACUUCCCGUGACAAUUUCGCAAAACGAUCUUGCUGAACUUGAGCGAACCAACGAAGAGAUGCGACAGAUAUUAUUGAGCCCAAAAAAUAUGGUAUAUGAAAAGUCCGCCAAAGUUUCAACGGAAAUUCUUCAGGAGCUGGUACAACGUGAUAUUCGAGUGCUUUUGGAUUCGGGCGCAUUGAUGCUGGAACUCAACAACAAAGAAACUGCCGUUGAAUGGUUGAAGCUGGCCUUGGAUCGCGACGCAGCCAUUUAUUUUGACGAACAAGACAUUUUGCAAACGAUCGAUCGCAAUGGCUGCGUUGUCGAAUUUGAUUAUUCCGUGUAUCGUGAAAACUUGAGCACAUGUGUUGUGUAUUUGGAUGAUGCCCACACUCGUGGCACUGAUCUGAAAUUCCCAUCAAACUGGAUGGCUUGUGUUACAUUGUCAGGCGAUAUAACAUGCGAUAAAACGGUGCAAUCAUGCAUGCGAAUGCGUGAAUUGAAGACAACGCAAUCGAUUUUAUUUUGGCCUUCACACGAAGCAGAUAUACGAUUACGAGAGCUAUCUGGACAACGUAAAGUUGAAAUCAAGCACGUUAUGCAGUUCAUUGAAAAUAAUAGCAAUUUGUUCAAAACAGCAAACAUGACACACUGGGCCGCUGACGCUUUGAACUACACAAAGAAAAUGAGUGGACACAAAAAGUAUGAAAUUUCUUUGGGAAAUGCGAUCGAUGAUAGCUCCUUAGAAGCGCUAUACAUGACUUGUGUUGACGACGAUUUGUUCGAAUUGGAAGUAAUGUACAGUGAAAAGAAAGAGGCAAAACUGCACGAUAUUAUAUGGAAGAAAUUCGAUACCCUUGUCUUUGAUUAUAAAGGUCCACAUUUCAAAGCAAUAAAAAAGUUCAUUGGCAAUAUGCAAGAUUCCGUAUGGGAAAAAUUGCAAGAAUUAGCACCGUCAGUUGAACGGUUCACUACACUCGAUGAAGAACAAGAAAAAGAGUUGGAGCAAGAAGUGGAGGAGCAGGCGCAAAUUCAAAGACCAAGAUGUGCCGAAGCAACAAUGCCACGUUUCGAUGAUCGAUUGAAACGAUUGGUGCUUGAUGGUAUUGGAAGUGAUGGCAUAUUUAACGAUAUGAUUGCCCAAGGAGCAUUACUUUCAAUCGUUGAAAGUCUUUCGAACACGCAGAUGUUUGAGUUUUGUGAAAAAAACGAUGAUGCAUGGGCCAGCCACUUGUUGGUCACCAAAGAUUUUACGAUGGUCAUCAAGAAUCAACCGCAGGCAUGUAACGAUUUCUUGCGACCAGUUUUCUGGGUUGCCUGCAUUAAAAAUCCAGGUGCCAAGAAUAUUUUGAUUCUUUUGAGCUCGUUUGAAUGCAAUCAACUGAUACCAGCUUUUCGUAAGAGUGGCCAUGCAACGCUUUUUAUGUAUCGUCCCCGAUUGAGCAAUCUACACAGCAAUUUGAUUCAUGACGUUGGACUUCAACUGACCGGAAUGGCAAAAGCAAACUCCAUCGCUGUUGAAGAUGAAGUUCAAAUUGGGGUGUAUUCCGGUUUGAUGUACUUCGCCAAUGAAGACGAACAAAAUGCAUAUUGCAACUUCUUGGGCUUAAUUCCAGGACCAUGGACAAGCGAACAAAAAGAGGCAUUCGACGAUGGAAACAUCGAAGAAAGUGGAUAUGUGCCCAUUAAAAAACGUAAAUACAUCAAAGACAUCUCACCAGGCGUGAGCCAAUGCAAAUUCAAGGAAAAUCCAACGGAUUUUGCCAUUAAAUUGAUCAAAGCACAUCAUCAAGUGUUGCCCAAGGACUCGCAUGUUGCCUCAAUUUUGAAUCGUGGCAUAAAAUCACUUGGUAAAGAGGAAGCCAUGGAAAUUGAAUGAAUGUGUGAAUUUUAAAUGAUAAUAAUAUGGCAUUAGACAAAGGCUAUCGCUAGAAAUCUGCCAAAGACAACCAUUUUUUUUACUUCUAAUCCUAAGAUGUUUACUGCUGCAGCAGAGACAGUUUAAUUUUUUAUCACAUGCUUAAUCAUUUAUAAUUUCUUUAUUUUAACCAAUAUUGCCAUCCAAAUGUAAACCAAAAGUAUUUUGCUGCUCUUUAGCAAGAGUUUGUUUUAGCAAAUACAACUUUUUAAAUAAACAGAAAAUACAAAAUUUAUCAACAUUAAAGAAACAUCUUCAAUAUUUCCAUGCCAUCAUAGUAAAUAGGAAAUAAAAAUGUAAUCCAUUUAUUCAUUCCACAUUUCUACA
Messenger RNA from Sitodiplosis mosellana (orange wheat blossom midge), 9975 nucleotides. RefSeq lists its product as uncharacterized. The record is from RefSeq and is a predicted model, not a curated record. The coding region runs from base 1 to 9609 and encodes 3202 amino acids. Lineage: Eukaryota; Metazoa; Arthropoda; Insecta; Diptera; Cecidomyiidae. The transcript has 7 exons.